AUGGGUGAACACAGUCCUGCACCCGUGGGCCUAGGCGCACGCCUUCAACAGCUCGAACAGUUCUCACACGAUGACCCGCGCGGCAGAUAUCUCGAGGCGUCCGACCACGAGAGCCUCUUCAAGCCUCACGGCUUCGAGGAGCAUAUUAUCGACCUGGGAGAGGUUCGUAUGAACUACGCCGUGGCUGGACCUGAUGAUAAACCAGCCUUGCUCCUGAUCCCAGGGCAGACAGAGUCGUGGUGGGGCUACGAGAAUGCCAUGCGGCUCCUCUCUGAGUCGUACCAGGUCUACGCCGUCGACCUCCGCGGACAGGGCCGGUCGACCUGGACGCCUGGCCGCUACAGCCUGGACAACUUUGGCAACGAUCUGGUCCGCUUCAUCGACCUGGUGAUCAAGCGGCCCGUCAUCGUCAGCGGCCUCUCGUCAGGCGGUGUCCUGAGCGCGUGGCUGUCUGCGUUUGCCAAACCAGGCCAAGUCAUCGCUGCCGUGUACGAGGACCCGCCCCUGUUUGCUUCGGAGCUCACGCCAGCAGUCGGCCAGUCGGUGAGGCAGACCAUCGCAGGGCCGCUGUUCAGGAUCUGGAGCAAGUGGCUCGGCCCGCAGUGGUCGAUCGGCAACGAGGACGGCAUGGUGCAGGCCAUGGCCCACGAGCUGCCUUCGUGGAUCGCAAAGGCGCUGACGAGCAUCAUGUCGGACACCAAGACGGCACCCUUCAUGGGCCCUGCGCCAGAGCUGAAGGAGUAUGAUCCUGAAUGGGGCGAUGCCUUUUGGAACGGCCGCGUGGCUCUGACCUGCGACCACGAGAACAUGCUCAAGCACGUCAAAGUGCCGGUCCUGUUCACCCAUCACUUCCGCCACGUCGACGUCAACACUGGGAACCUGGUGGGCGCGAGCUCAGACACGCAGAUCCAGCAUGUGCAGAAGCUGGUCGAGGGCGCAGGCAACUCGUUCACCUACCAGUCGUUUCCCAAGAUGCCUCACUCGAUGCACGAGGCCGACCCCGUCUGCUACGUCACGACCAUGACGGACUGGUUGGCCACCAAGGGCCUGGGCGAGGCGCUCAAGCCGACAAAGGACCAGCUGCCCAAGAAGGAGGAGAGCGAUGGAGAGGAGAAGUACGAGCCAGCCAGCCUGGAAACAGCGGCGCCGCCCACCGUCAAGGUGGAUGGCGUCUGGAACCUGUCGGUGCAGACUCCCAUCGGCAAACAGUCCGUGACGCUGACGCUCCAGUCAGAUGGGAACAAGUUGUCAGGGGCGCUGGACGGUGGGGAGGGAAGAAACGAGAUCACAGAAGGUACAAUAGAUGGCUCGUCCGUCUUCUUCCGUGCCUCGCUCAAGAAGCCCGUCAGGGUCAGAGUCAGCUACAAGGCACAGGUUGAUGGGGACUCCAUGACCGGGACAGCCAAGACGCCACUGCUUCCAACCAUCAACUUCUCAGGCAAACGUGCUGCUGCAUCUUCAUGA
Molecule: messenger RNA, 1464 nt
Organism: Cryphonectria parasitica EP155
Lineage: Eukaryota; Fungi; Ascomycota; Sordariomycetes; Diaporthales; Cryphonectriaceae
Exons: 1
Coding region: 1-1464 (487 amino acids)
Source: RefSeq, a predicted model, not a curated record